UUGAGAGAACACAGUGGGAAGCUUUGGUGUUUAUGAACAUCUGACACAUACAAUGGGCCAUUCAGGAUCCAGGCACAAACCUGAAGCAAGAAUCCUCCUCCUAGGGCUUGAUGGAGCUGGAAAAUCAACACUUCUUUACAAACUCAAGUACAAUGAGGACUUCCACACGGUUCCUACAGUUGGAUUCAAUGUUGAAAUGAUUGAAGCGAAGAGGAACAGCGACAAAAUCACGCUGACCGUGUGGGACGUUGGAGGGCAGAUUAAGAUGCGAGCGCACUGGAUGAAUUUUUACCAAGACACGGCUGGAAUUGUGUUCAUCGUGGACUCUUCUGAUAUCAAGCGUCUAGACGAGGCCAAGAGCGUGCUGGAACAGACCUUAAAGAGUGACCACCUCAGGGGACUCCCGGUGGUGGUUCUUGCCAACAAGCAAGAUAUUGUAGGAGCUGCAACGGUAACAGAGAUCACAGAGCAGUUUAACCUGCGAAAGAGCUGCAGUGACCGAGACUGGUUCAUUCAGCCGUGUUCGGCGCUGACUGGAGCGGGUCUGGUGGACGGCUUCAGACGAGUGGCACACCUGGUGAAAAUGACACCUGAGGACAAAAACAUCAAAGACUCUGUGAAGUAUAUAAGAUCAAAAUCGUUUAUGUCACUAAAGAAAUAAUCCACAUGGUAACUUAUUAACCACUUUUAAUGGAAGGUUAAGCACACAGUGCUACUAAAUAUAGUUAGAUAGUUUAUAACGUGAACUGAAUGAAAAAUUAACUGAAACCAUGCAAGAUACUAAAAGUUACUGGAGUUAUGAAUGAAUCAUUCAUAAAUUCAUUAAUAUAGUAACCAAGACUGUUUAAAAUGAUAACAAUCUUUAAUAUCUGUAAAGAAAUAAAUGCCCAUAUUAACAACAAAACCUGUUAACUAAACUUAAAAGAAAAUUCCGUAAACCAAUAAGUUCAUAGAAUCAUGUGAACUAUUACUGGAACUUGAGUUUUAAGGAACCAUAAAAGGGCAUUACUUUGAAAUAUCGAACGUAUUUAUUAGCAUAUGCUAUUGAAGUACUAAAGAACUUACACGUUUUUUAUUGAAUGUACAAUUUUUACUUGCAUUUGUUGCAAAACACAGACUUUUAGAAGGUUAUGUAAACAAUCAUGUAAACUAAAUGAGAAAUACAGAAAAAGGAACCAUAGAAUAUGCCAAAUAUUACAUUGAGUUAUAAUUCAUGAGUAUAUUUAUGAAUACAGUGUAUGCCAGGAUGUAUUUGAAAGAACUUGAAUGCAAUUUAUUUAUUUGAAUCCAACACAAACUUCAACAAUUGAGAUGUAUGAAUCAAUGCAUGAACAUAAUAUUUCUGACCACAGAAUUUAAAUUAAUAGCAAGGAACAAAACAAGAUGUUCUAAAACUUUAAUUUUUAGAAAGUCACAUUGUCAGUUUCCAUUUUUCCUUGUGCUCAUUUUUUCUUAAGCGGAGGGUCACUGUUCAAACCCACUCCCCUCAUCUGAACUGAAAAGAGGAGAAGCAUUAAGGAUCAGGCCCUUCUCUAAUGGACUGAAGCUUCUUGAUCGAUUUUAAACUCCAGCUCAUCAGUCACAGGACUCAUUAUGGUGGAGUUGAAUAAGAGCUCUGGCUCCUCAGCAGCAGAUGCCGAGAAGACCUCAGCUGGGCCAGAUUGUGGGAAUCCAGUUGAUGGGUGGUGGUUUCCUGCUUUGGGGUCAGAAACAGAGGACCCAAAGUGGCAAUCUUACUCCAGUCUGUUAUAAAGGGGGAAAGUUGUUUGAGUGCCACAUGACUUGAAUAAAUAAAUACAGGCAAAAGAAUGAAAA
Carassius carassius (crucian carp) is the source of this 1815-nucleotide messenger RNA. Its product is annotated as ADP-ribosylation factor-like protein 14. Gene Ontology annotation, molecular function: GTPase activity; GTP binding. The record is from RefSeq and is a predicted model, not a curated record. The transcript has a single exon. Lineage: Eukaryota; Metazoa; Chordata; Actinopteri; Cypriniformes; Cyprinidae. The coding region runs from base 53 to 661 and encodes 202 amino acids. Gene Ontology annotation, cellular component: cytoplasm. Gene Ontology annotation, biological process: intracellular protein transport; vesicle-mediated transport.